AGGGGUCCCCAGUGCCCUACAGAGCUUGGGAGUAGUGGCCAUACACAGUGCCCCUCCAGGAGCAGGUGUCGGAUAGGAACAGUGAGCCUUUGCGAAUGGACAGGUCUGCAGUGGCUCUCUCUCUCUCUCUCUCUCUCUCUCUCUCUCUCGUGUGUGUGUGUGUGUGUGUGUGUGUGUGUGUGUGUGUGUGUGUAAGGCAUUUUUAGUUGCUAAGCAGCUGAUAUACUGAAGCUUUUCUAUUUCAACAGUGAGUCAGGAGACUUAGGGCCUAGUAGUCCUGGCUCACCUUGCUGUGUGACCUUGGACAAGUAUGUUGAAUUCACCCAGUCUCAGUUACAUCAUUUACAACAUGGGGCUCAGCAACACUGUUCUGUCCCUUCCUCGAGGCUGUUGUGAGGACAGUGGGAAACUAUUUCAGAGGAACACAGUGGCCUGGGAAGAGUCUUCUGGGGGAAGUAGGCAUGCCGGGAGCCCAGUACUGGGGAUGUCUGUGGAGCACUGAGCAUGUUGCUCAGUCAUUGGGCCAGGCCUGGCCCCCUAGGGCCUUGUUUUGGUUCAGUGACCCUCCACCUUUUAAGUAUAUGGUUCAUCUUGUUAAACAAGGAGGCGCCACCUUUAAUGUUUAACCCAGGGAAGUCACUUUCAGGUUCAUAGGGUUUUUGUUUUGUUUCCUGCUUUCAGUCACCAGGAUCUCACCUUCCUUGCAGGUUUGGGGGGCUGGUGAUUGCAUCUGCAAGUGCCCAUGACCGAGCUGGUGUCCUCCAGGGGAGGGUCCCCUGAGGGAGACGGGGAGGAGUGUCUGGGGGACGAGCAAGGCCUGGUCAUCCACCACCCCGCGGAGGAACAGUGCCACCGCUGCCCACUGUGCGGUCAGACCUUCUCCCAGCAGCCCAGCCUAGUGCGGCACCAGAAGGCUCACGCCGGGGCGGGCCGCGUGGCGGCCUUCGUGUGUCCGGAGUGUGGCAAGGCCUUCAGCGUCAAACACAACCUCGAGGUGCACCAGCGCACGCACACCGGCGAGCGGCCCUUCCCCUGUCCCGAGUGCGGGCGGUGCUUCAGCCUCAAGCAGAACCUGCUCACGCACCAGCGCAUCCACAGCGGCGAGAAGCCGCACCAGUGCGCACAGUGUGGCCGCUGCUUCCGCGAGCCUCGCUUCCUGCUCAACCACCAGCGCACCCACGCGCGCAUGCCCGCGCCGCACCCCCGCCGCCCCGGCGUCUUCGGGGAGCGGCGACCCUACUUCUGCUCCCGCUGUGGCAAGAGCUUUGCGCGGGAGGGCUCGCUCAAGACCCACCAGAGCAGCCAUGGCCAUGGGCCCGAGGGCCCGGCGGCCCAUUUAGGCCGCGUGCUAUAAUGCACACGUGGCUUUCCACCUUCGACUGCCUCCAGUUCCAGAGCCUCAUCCCAGGGCGCUGGAGCUGGCGCUGGGCUGUGUUCUCCUCUCUGGAUGGGCUUUCAGGGUCUUGCGGUGUUGAAGGGGCUUGGGCCUCCCUCUUUCCUGCCUCCCUCUGGACCCUGUGGCUGGCUGCAUGCAGCUUCUUGGUUUGCCUCCUCAGGCUGCUGCGGCCUAGAGCAGGCAACUUGGAGAGGGCCACUUUCCACAGUCCCCAGGCCAGAGCUCAGCUCCCAAGGCCUCAACCUUCUGCACCCACUGUCUGUUGUCCUUGAGAAGCCAUUUCACUUCAUGGCUCAGUUUGCUCAUCUAUGUGGACAGGACCUCAUGACCUAGGAUGCGCAGGGCACAUCUGGGCAUGGAGACUAGGGAUGGAAUCACAUGAGGCCUGGCACCCAGGCAUGAGGACAUGACUCCUCAGAAGACCUACCUCUGGAGGUGCCCUAUACUGGUAGAACCUGGGACUAGAGGGUAUUUCCAAGCCCUGGUGGAAAAACUCCCCAGGUCUGGUUUGAGUCACAUCUGGGCAAACCUCCUUCUGACUGCCUGACCGUGGACCUCAACUCAUGUGUGGGAACUGAAAUGGCACCCGUGUGGAGAGCUGGUUUCUCUGCUCCAGUGUGGCCCACCACUUGACUGAAGGUCAGAGAGAAGCAGUGACUGGUCUGUGCUGACAAAGCAAGUUGGUGGCAGACCUGGCUUGGGAGACAAAACUUCCCCCCUAGGCUUCCAUACCCUUUCUGAGCUAGAAAGGUUAACAAUUCAGGGUCAUGUGACCCUUUAUAAUCUGAUGGGGCUGUGGAACUUCUCCCAGGUCAGUCUCAAAAGCCCAAGCAAUUUCAGGAGCCUCUGGACACCAGACUGAGGACCUUAGCCCUGGAGGCUUCACCUGCCCCCCUUCCCUUACUCCAUCAAGAGCACUACCAAGUCAUGUUUCUCUCCUCCUGGUCUUCCCUCGUUUGCAGAUAAAGAAUUCUGAGGCAGAGACCCUUUUGGUUCACCCCUUUUCCCCAAUCUAACCAUCACCACGUUUCUAUAACCCAGUUUCCCUUCCCCUGACAUGGCCUAAGAUGCCCAGUCUCGGUUGCUUCUCUCCUUUCUGUUUCUGACAGGCUGUAGGUUUCCACAGUGGAACCCUCUGCUUGACUUUGCUUGUGAUAUCACUGUGAAGUCUCAGGGGAGGCUGGACCGCCAAAGGGCUGGUAAAUCAUUGUGUUUUCUCUGUGUGUAUCCCAGGUAGAAGGAAUACUGUUUCUGUCCUGCCUGGCCAGGUGUGCAGCUCCAGGCAGGUAUCCCCUGGGAAGAUUGGGGUGGAUGAGCACCAGAGCUUGGCAGUUGGUGCCUGUGAUUCUGGAUAGUGGGAGAAGCCAGUGGAUGAGUUGUUUGUCCCCCAGAUGAGCAGGAAUAAAGUAGAAGGGAGUGGAUUCUGGGCUACUACUGGUCAAGGACUCCUGUCUUCACAUUGGAGCAGGUCAGCUGCGAGUCUGUGAGUACUUCCUCACUUCCCCAGUACAAACCACUCAGAACCAGGACACUGUGCAGGGCUGGGUAGAAACCUGCAGACUCCUGACCUGGGAUUUUACUGUUCUGUCUCCCAUGAAGUUUGGCUCACAGGUUCUUACUGAACCCCAGUGCCUCAUUCUGGGGUUGCUGUGUGCUCAGAGAUCUGAGAAAAGGGGAGGCAUUCCAUCGGCACCCCAGGGCCUUCCGUGCAGCUCUUAUCCUUGGCCAGUCUAGAGGAGCCCUCGCUGUGUCCCUCAGCAAAUUGUCCAGCUUGUCUCUUCCCUGCCAUAACUGUGCUAUGCCUUCCCCUGUGAUACUCUGAAAUCUUCCCCUUCCUUUCUUCCUCUCUGCGAAGUCUCCCUAUCCACCAGGGCUAAGCCUCCCAGCCCACCCAGCUUGCAUACCUUCCUCUGAACAGUACCCAUGUUAACACACUGUGUCUUCCUCAAGUACAUGCUGUCUAAUCUUAUGCUUGUUUCUUCUGUGUACGUGCUGUGUGCACGCAUGUUCGCUUUGAGUCCCCAACUAGACUGUGAGCUCCCUGAGGGCAAGAGGCUGUCAUUUCUUUUUCAAUGCCGAGUGGGUCCAGCACAGGGCUGGGCUCCUAACUCUCAGGAAACACUUGUCAACUGGCUGAUGAAAUAAAUGCUGGAGGUUGUGGGGGCCUGGGAGGUGUGCAAGGGGUGAGGGUGUGAGGGUUAGUUGGUUGAGCUCUGGGUUGACUCAUUGAAUCAAUAAAAGAUGCUGGGGGCCUUAGGUCCAUGCAUACUGGGGGCAGUGGGAGGAAGAGGGAGUUCCCCUACGGCUUUGCAGGAGUGCCCAUGAGUGAUUGUCUAGGCUGGACAUAGCUGGAGGUCCCUGACACCUGCUGGAACUGAUUGAGUAAAAUAAAUGUUCCUCCAACAAUA
Messenger RNA from Nannospalax galili (Upper Galilee mountains blind mole rat), 3804 nucleotides. RefSeq names its product zinc finger protein OZF. The transcript is spliced from 4 exons. The record is from RefSeq and is a predicted model, not a curated record. Bases 743 to 1354 code for a protein of 203 amino acids. Gene Ontology annotation, biological process: regulation of transcription by RNA polymerase II. NCBI's taxonomy places the organism in Eukaryota, Metazoa, Chordata, Mammalia, Rodentia, Spalacidae. Gene Ontology annotation, molecular function: RNA polymerase II cis-regulatory region sequence-specific DNA binding; DNA-binding transcription factor activity, RNA polymerase II-specific.